Anthonomus grandis grandis is the source of this 2165-nucleotide messenger RNA. Its product is annotated as UDP-glycosyltransferase UGT5-like. The coding region runs from base 56 to 1642 and encodes 528 amino acids. Gene Ontology annotation, molecular function: UDP-glycosyltransferase activity. The transcript has 4 exons. Lineage: Eukaryota; Metazoa; Arthropoda; Insecta; Coleoptera; Curculionidae. The record is from RefSeq and is a predicted model, not a curated record.
AUUUAGUAAUCAGUCUGAGAAUGCACAGUACAAAUACAAUAUCACCAUCGGAAACAUGAAGUAUAAAAAUAUCAAUUUACUGUUCGCAUUGGCGUUCAAUUUAUUUUUACGAGUAAAUUAUGGGGAAUGUGCUCGGAUUUUGGGGAUUUUUCCAGUAGCAGGGAAAAGUAUUAACAUCUUAAGCAAUAGACUUAUGAAGGGGUUGGCAGAUGCUGGCCAUGAGGUGGUGGUAAUCAGCUCACUGAAGAAUAAAUUGCCUAUUUUGAACGGCAGUUAUACCGAUAUACAUUUAUCUGGCAUCUCAGAACGUUAUGAAACUUGGCUGGAAGAAAUCGAUCUCUAUCAAACCCCCGAAGACACCACCCUAUGGGAAACCAAGAAUCUGAACGACCUCAUGUUUUGGGUGUACGAGGAAACUUUCAAACAUCCAAAGCUCUUAAGUUUUAUAGAGAAAAAAGAGAAGUUUGAUUUGGUAGUAACUGAAUAUCUGUGGAGUGAUUCUGUGAUGGCUUUCGCUUCUAGUUUUAACUGUCCACAGGUUGUGUUCACUAGUGUUGGUGGAAACAACCCGAGCGUAAACGAAAUGGUUGGAAAUUACUUAUCCCCAUCCUACGUUCCCCAUUACUGGAUGCUUGGAACCUUCCCGAACGGACUAAAUUUCUUUGCCAGAACUAAAAGUUUCAUUCAUUACAUCGCCGACUAUUUUGUACAUAAUUUAAUACUAGUCCGCUCCCAUCAAGCCUUACUAGAGCGAUCAUUUCCUAACCCUCCUGACGUAAGAAAAGCCUUCUACAACGUAUCCUUAGUCCUUUUGGGGUCACAUAGUAGCUUUAGGAGCGCGACACCUUUGGCGCCCAACAUGGUGGAAAUAGGAGGGUUUCACAUUGACCCACCUAAAAAGUUACCCAAGGAUAUACAAGCGUUUCUGGAUAAUGCCAAGGAUGGGGCGAUUUUCUUUAGUAUGGGGUCACAUUUAAGGAGCAAAAACUUCUCACCUGAGAAGAAGCAGAUCUUCCUUAAUGUGUUCAAGAGGUUAAAGUUGAAGGUGCUUUGGAAGUUUGAGGAUGAGGUGUUGCCAGGGAAGUCGGAUAAUGUUAUGAUAAGGAAGUGGUUACCGCAGAUGGAUAUUCUUGGUCACCCUAACGUUAAAUUAUUCAUCAGCCACGCUGGUUAUGGCAGUACCUUAGAAACAAUUUACCACGGAAUGCCUUCCCUAAUGAUUCCAGUGUUCUUCGAUCAAUUUAAUAACGCCCAGCAGUCUGAGGAGCGAGGUUUCGCCCUAAAACUCUCUUACUCAGACAAAAACUUCACAGAAGCAACUUUGUAUUCCCUUAUAAGGGAGAUGCUGGAUAAUCCCGUUUAUAUGGAUAACGCGAAAGAAGCUUCCAGGCUUUUCCAUGACAGGCCGAUGAAACCAAUGGAAAGCGCCGUGUAUUGGGUGGAGUACAUAUUAAGGCAUAAGGGGGCGAGACAUUUGAGGUUAAAGGGGUUAGAUUUGCCUUGGUAUCAGUUUUAUAUGUUAGACGUAAUCUCGUUUUUACUACUGGUUUUAAUUGUGAUCGUGUAUAUUCUUAAGAAAGUCAUUACUUUAAUUCUAGAAUUAAAUAGCGGCAAGAAUGUGAAGAAAUUAAAGAAAAAUUAGGAUUAUGUUCGGGUUUAGUUUCAAAAACACUCAUUUCGUAUUACUAAAAAAAAAUGUGGUUUUUAUUCUUUAUUUUCUAAUAACUAAUUAAUUUUUUUUUAAACGCGUUACAUGUAUAAUUCAUGACGCUAAUAUAAUUUGAUAAGCGCUAUUCCAUGUCAACUGCACGGUUGUGCGAUUUCGCGGCAUUCGAAACCCAAAACGUAAUUAACCCCCGUAUUAUUCAAUAGAGUAUGCGGAACUGUAACUAUAAUUUCGCAGCUAUUUUGUUGCUGUUGACUACAAUAUAUGCGACCGAAUGUGCCAAGCUGCCAUCAAACAGUCGUUUAACUGAAUUUACCAGGAUUUCUGCAGCUGAUUUCGCCUAAAUUAGUUUAAUGUUUAAAUUAGUUACAUUUGCCGGUGAUUAUAGUAAUUGUAUGUGUACAUAACUUACGUGUCAAGGGGUGUAUUUUAAGGUAUAACAUAUGUGAGGUAGGAAAAAGUUUAAUAUACGCUGUGAGUGUUGCUGAAACAUGUUGAA